Molecule: messenger RNA, 3078 nt
Organism: Metarhizium album ARSEF 1941
Lineage: Eukaryota; Fungi; Ascomycota; Sordariomycetes; Hypocreales; Clavicipitaceae
Product: DNA/RNA helicase, DEAD/DEAH box type
Exons: 2
Coding region: 1-3078 (1025 amino acids)
Molecular function (GO): nucleic acid binding; ATP binding
Source: RefSeq, a predicted model, not a curated record
AUGAAGCCGACAGUUGAAUCGCACAUUAAGCGAGCGCUAACAGAGGAAGAGGUGGCAUUGGUAGUUGCCCUGCGACCGGAGGGUAUCAACUUUGCGUAUGUGGAUGAACAAAUGUUGCAGCUGGACAUUAAGGGCUCAGAAAGAGACGAUACGUUUAAGCCCUCGACAUCUUCCCGCUCGCAGGCACCCGCCCCUGAUGCAUCCGUGGGCGGAUGGGCAGGAAACGAGGGCCUAGAUGAUUACAGUCGCAAUAAAGCCGGCACACGCAACCGAGAGGUGCUGUUUUUUGAGUUCAUCGACGGAGACUUAAAACGCCAGGUGCAGGACAAGAAGACCGGCCAGCCAGUCCGACCAAACCGCAGACUUCGCGACGAGCAGCUAAGGAUGCCGAUAUAUGGACACAAACAAAUGACCCAGCUAAUCGAGAGGAGAAACCAGAAGUUCGCAAAUGCUAUAAACAUUUUUCUCAAUGAUUGUGUGCAAGAUGAACUGGACCCUGACGUCACUCUCAGGGAGCGGGCGCAGGCUUUCAUCCCGAAACCAUCUCCAAUAAACGAAAUCGCAACAGAGGUAGCACCAAGUACAAUACCGGAAACUAUUCCAAAGGACCGAAAAUCGAUACCGGAGAUUGUGCAAGAGCUGAAACAAAGCUCCUGGUAUACAGGGCAGAUCGUACCAGACGGGCAUAGGGUUUUCGGUUCCCAAGGGGCUAUUUACGGCGAUCUUGGUUUUCUGUUGAGUCAAAAUCUUGUCAACGCGUUGUAUAAUGCCAAAGGCAUCACGCGCUUCUAUGCUCACCAAGCGGAGGCUCUGAACCACCUCUACGAAGGCAAUAGUAUUGUUGUGGCAACAGCGACCAGCUCAGGCAAGUCCUUGAUAUACCAGCUUCCUGUUCUUCACGCGCUUGAAAAAGACUACAAUUCUAGGGCCAUGUACAUUUUCCCGACAAAGGCAUUAGCGCAGGAUCAGAAGCGGAGCCUGAAAGAAAUGAUGGUCUAUAUCCCUGGCCUUGAAGCCGCAGUCGUUGAAACCUUCGACGGUGAUACGCCAAUGAGCGCACGCAAUACAAUUCGUCAAGAAGCCAGGAUCAUAUUCACGAAUCCUGAUAUGCUGCAUGUCACAAUACUACCACAGGAAGAACGCUGGAGAACUUUCCUGACGCAUUUGAAAUACGUAGUAGUUGAUGAACUUCACUAUUAUAAUGGGCAGCUGGGUUCACAUGUCGCUUUCAUUAUGAGAAGACUACGACGCCUUUGCGCUGCAAUGGGAAACCGCCGAGUUCGCUUCAUUUCUUGUUCUGCAACUGUUGCCAACCCCAAGGAGCACUUCGAAACGAUAUUCGGGGUUGAAAAUGUUACGUUGAUUGACUACGACGGAUCACCUUCGGGGCGCAAGGAGUUUUUGUGCUGGAAUACACCAUACAAAGACCCCAGUGACCCUGCAAGCGGCCGUGGGAAUGCGAAGUUUGAAUGUGCCAGACUUUUCUGCGCUCUUAUGCUGAGAGGCGUUCGAAUUAUAGCUUUCUGUCGAGUUCGAGCCCAGUGCGAGGUCCUUGUUAAUGCAAUCAAGCAAGAGCUGGAGUCACUCGGUCGAUCAGAGUGUAUAAACCUGGUCAUGGGUUACCGAGGCGGCUAUACCGCCGCAGAUCGCCGUCGCAUCGAGUCUGAAAUGUUUGAGGGCAAAUUACUAGGAAUUGUAGCGACUACAGCACUGGAAUUGGGCAUUGACAUUGGUACUCUUGACGCUGUCAUGAGUUGGGGAUUUCCUUAUACAAUUGCAAAUUUGCGUCAGCAGAGUGGCCGGGCGGGACGGCGAAACAAAGAUUCCUUGUCUAUCCUUGUUGGUGACGGAUUUGCAACAGACCAACAUUAUAUGCAAAACCCAGACGACUUAUUUACUGAACCUAACUGCGGGCUUCAACUUGACCUUGGUAAUAUGCUAGUUCGGGAAGGGCAUAUCCAAUGCGCCGCGUACGAGUUACCUAUUAGACCUGAGCAAGAUGCUCUAUACUUCGGAGCCGAUAUAUUGGACGUUUGCAAAAGCCGUCUAAUACAGGAUGAGAUGGGCUACUAUCACUGUCAUGAUCGAUUUCGACCUCAGCCAUCUCGUUAUGUCGCCAUACGGGACACGGAAGAUGAGCAUUUUGCUGUCAUUGACAUCACAAAUGGUCGGAAUAUCGUACUAGAGGAGUUGGAAGCAUCAAGAGCUACAUUCACCAUAUACGACGGAGCCAUAUUCCUUCAUCAAGGAAAUACGUACUUGGUGCGAGACUUUCUCCCCGACAGAAAAAUGGCCAAGGUAGAAAAGGUGAAGGUGGAGUGGACAACUACUCAGCGAGACUUCACAGAUAUUGAUCCAACAGAGACAGAGGCUAUUCGCAGGAUCCCAUCCUCCCUAUCUCAAGCUUAUUAUGGGACAGUAAAGAUCCAGCAAACUGUGUUUGGUUUUUUCAAGGUAGACAAGAAGGGGCGAGUUCUGGAUGCCGUUCAAGUUGACAACCCGCCAGUUAUCCGGUACAGCAAGGGCGUGUGGCUGGAUGUUCCAAAAACAGCGCUGGACAUUCUCCAAGAUCGACGUCUGAAUUCGGCGGCAGCUAUCCAUGCCGCAGAGCAUGCAGUCAUGAGUUUACUUCCUACAUUUGUCAUCAGCAUGCCAGAAGACGUAAGGACUGAGUGUAAAGUGGCGCUGAAGGAAUUCGCCAAGAAGGAGACGCAAAGAAAGCGGCCUGCAAGACUCACGUUUUAUGAUGCAAAGGGUGGUGCUAGCGGAUCGGGUAUUAGCACGAAGGCGUUUGAUCACAUAGACCACUUACUGAACAUGGCCUUGAGGCGUGUUGAAGCGUGCCAAUGCCAGCGUGGUUGCUUUGAAUGCGUGGCAUCGGCCAUGUGCAAAGAAUCAAGCGAAGUAAUGAGCAAGGCUGGGUGCCGCGUUGUGAUCAGGAGUCUACUGAAUUUGAAAAUUGACAUUGACGAGCUUCCGAUGGGACCGGAGGAAUUUAGUCCGGUUGGCUUCGAGACCGUGAUACCAGCUCAGCCUGUACCUUCUAGGGGCCAAGCGAGAAAGCGUGAGGCAGGAUAG